Messenger RNA from Closterium sp. NIES-65, 2273 nucleotides. The record is from the annotation of a GenBank genome assembly. NCBI's taxonomy places the organism in Eukaryota, Viridiplantae, Streptophyta, Zygnematophyceae, Desmidiales, Closteriaceae.
UGAGGAGGAGGGAGGCCCGCUGCACAUACAGCACGUCGAGCUACGUGGAGGGGCGGGGGAACCUGGUCAUCACGUACAAGGGCUCGCACCCCUCCAGCGUGCUCUCCUUUGUCGGCUGUCACAUGGACGUCGUCACUGCCAACCCCGACGACUGCACUUCGACGGUCGACCCCUUCACUUUCUCUCGGGACGGGGACAAGCUGAGGGGCAGAGGCACCACGGACUGCCUGGGCCACGCGGCACUCGUCACGGAGCUCAUGCGCUGCCCCCUCCCUCUCACAUUCUCUCUUCCCCCCACCCCACGUCCCUCGCCUCUGCUUCACCAGGACUUCGACCCCUUUCACCUUUUGAGACAAAUUGAGAGGCAGGGGCGCAACGGACGGACCGCCUGGGCCACCUCUUUCCCCCCUCUCACAUUCUCUCAUCUCGUCCGCCCUCUUCCCUCGCCUCUCCUUUACCAGGACUUUGACCCCUUCACAUUCUCCCGAGAUGGGGACAAGCUGAGAGGCCGCGGCACCACGGACUGCCUGGGCCACGUGGCGCUCGUCACGGAGCUCAUGCGCCAGCUGGCAGUCUGCCGCCCGGAGCUGGGCGCGACAGUGGUGGCGGUGCUGAUAGCCAAUGAGGAGAACGCAACAGUGAAGGAUAUUGGAGUGGAUGGGCUGGUGAAGGCAGGCCUGCUGGACCACCUCAGGAACGGACCCCUCUUCUGGGUGGACACGGCAGACAAGCAGCCGUGCAUAGGCACGGGGGGCAUGCUGGCAUGGAAGCUCAAGGCGUUUGGGAAGCUCUUCCACUCGGGGCUGCCGCACAAGGUGAAGUGGUUUGUGCUUGGCUCACAUAGAAGUGAAUCACGUGCCCAGCCCAGCCCACAACGUGCUCUCUUUAGUGCCAUGAGCAGAGCUCAAGGCGUUUGGGAAGCUCUUCCACUCGGGCCUGCCACACAAGGUGCUCUCUCAUCGGCUUUGAUGGGGUCUGCAUCGCAAGGUGCAGUCAUAACUGUCACUAAGUGCCACAAGCUGGCUAUGACAGCACUGGCGGAGAUGCAGACCCGCUCUUACCACCUUCUCCUGUGUCGUCUCCAUUUCUCUCACUCCAGCUCCAAACCUCUGCACUCCAACCUCACCCCUGUGAACCCCUUUACACCCCCCUCUCUCUUCCAGGCAGUGAACCCCAUAGAGCUCGCCAUGACAGCACUGGCGGAGAUUCAGACCCGCUUCUACCACCAGCCCCCCUCACCCCAACUGCACCCCUCUGCACUCCUUUGCACCUUUUCCCUUCCAGGCGGUGAACCCUAUCGAGCUGGCCAUGACAGCACUGGCGGAGAUACAGGCCCGCUUCUACCAGGACUUCCCUCUGCAUGCCAUGGAGAAGACGCCAUCAACCCCAUCGAGCAGGCCAUGACAGCAAUAGCAGAGAUCCACAUCCGAUUUUACCGGGACUUCCCUCCACAUGCGGUGAACCCUAUCGAGCUCGGCAUGACAGCCUUGGCGGAGAUUCAGACCCGCUUCUAUCGGGACUUUCCUCCUCACGAGAUGGAGAAGACGUAUGGGUUUGCCACACCAUCGACCAUGAAGCCCACUCAGUGGUCGUAUCCGGGCGGCAGUGUGAAUCAGAUCCCUGGGGAGUGCACACUUGCAGGGGAUUGCAGUGUGCAAGAUGCGUGCGUGCCCACUGCCCUCUCUCUCCCAUCCCUCUGCAGUGUUGACGAGGCGGCAGCGACGCGGAGUCAACACAUGGCAGGCAUAGGCACCAAAUUGUACCCCAUGCGCUCAUGUGCUACUUGGGCCCACCAACUCACACCGCACUUCACCUCUCCGCAUGCCCUCCCACCCCCCACCACCGCAGUGUGGACGAGUGUGGACGAGGUAGCAGCGAAGCUGAGGGAGUACGUGGCAGACAUAAACGCCAACCUGUCCACGCUCUCAGGCCCCGGCCCGUGCUCGAAAUUUGUUCUGCCCGAAGAAAAUCUGCAGGGCAGACUCGAGCUAGAGAUAGCAGAGGCGCCGAUGAAGGGCGUGGCGUGUAACCUGGACUCGCCUGGUUACCACGCGCUGGUAACCGCCACGAAGGAUGUGAUGGGCGAGUGCAAGCCGUACUCCAUCACGGGAUCCCUGCCGUUGAUUCGCGAUCUGCAGGAGGCAGGAUUCGAUGUGCAGACCAUGGGAUAUGGUGUCAUGGCCACUUAUCAUGCGCGAAACGAGUAUGCGCUGCUAUCCGACUUCAAGCUCGGCUAUCGCGUCCUUACCAACCUUAUACACCGCCUCUCGUAA